Messenger RNA from Epinephelus lanceolatus (giant grouper), 3745 nucleotides. Lineage: Eukaryota; Metazoa; Chordata; Actinopteri; Perciformes; Serranidae. The record is from RefSeq and is a predicted model, not a curated record.
UUGCUGCUGUUUGUUGGGAAUUUAGUGUUUUUCGGGAAACAGACAGACGGAGCUGCAGCACACAGCAAAAAAAAAAAAAAAAAAACGGAGCGAAGAAGACCAGAUCAUCCUCCUCCUGCAGGGAGCGGAGCCUUCAUCAUCACCUUCAUCUUCAUCAUCAUCAUCAGUGUUUCUGCGGAGUCAUGGCGGGAGCUCUAAGGAUGACUGAAGCUCAGUUCAUCAACGUCUACGACAACGACCUGCAGAUGAAUUUGAUGCAGUACGACUACAUUCCUCCAGUGGACAUAAAGACUGAACCCUACAUACCUGAGACAGCUCAUGGUCCCUACAUUCAAAUCAUCGAGGAGCCAAAACAGAGGGGCUUUCGUUUCCGUUAUGAGUGUGAGGGUCCAUCCCAUGGUGGGCUCCCAGGGGCCUCCAGCGAGAAGAACAGGAGAACCUACCCGACCGUGAAGAUUAAUAACUACAUGGGUCACGCCCGGGUGGAGGUCCAGCUGGUGACCCACACCGACCCUCCUCGUGUUCACGCUCACAGUCUGGUGGGACGUCACUGCACCGAGAACGGCACCUGCACGCUCGACAUCGGCCCCAACGACCUCACCGCCUCGUCAGUAUCCAAUCACAUCGCUGCAUUCAGACUGAAUCACAACAAAUCAGACAGUAACAAGAAGGUUUUUAAUCCUCGUCAGACGCUCUGGUUACUUCUAAAGAAAAACUCCAAAGAAGAAGUCAGAAUUUUCUUUUAUAAAUUCAGCUUCCAGGAAACAUUUUUAUCACCUUUUAUUGUCAGAUUAAAGUCCAGAGCAGAAAAUAUGGAGAGAGACAAACUAAUAUAUGUAAAUAAAUUCAUAACACUGAUGUUGGAGUGGAAAUGUGCUCACAUUAACACCAGGAAGAAAGAAAAAUCUGCAGAGUCACCAAACGCCUCCAACCUGAAGAUCUCUCGGAUGGAUAAGACAUGUGGCUCAGUGCUCGGAGGAGACGAGAUCUUCCUGCUCUGCGACAAAGUCCAGAAAGAUGACAUUGAGAUCCGUUUUUAUGAGGAGGAUGAUGAAGGAGGCUGGGAGGCAUUCGGUGACUUCUCACCUACAGACGUCCACAAACAGUACGCCAUCGUCUUCAAAACACCGCCCUACCACAGUGCAGAGAUCGAGCGGCCCGUCACCGUCUUCCUGCAGCUGAAGAGGAAAAAGGCUGGCGACAGCAGCGACCCCAAACAGUUCACCUACAUACCACAGGUCCAAGACAAAGAGGAGGUGCUGAGGAAGAAACAGAAGCCACUGCCUCACUAUGAACCCUGGAGAGGAGGAGGAGGAAGAGGCGGAGGAGCUGGAGGAUUUGGAGGAGGAGGAGGAGCUGGAGGAGCAGGAGGAGGAGGAGGAUUCCAGUUCAACCAGCAGAUGAAUGGAGGAGGAGGAGGAGGAGGAACCGGCGGAGUCUUCUUCCCGGGAGGCUUCACAGGCUUCGGCGGAGGGACUCAGAUGUCAGGCUCUGCCCCUCAGACAGGGGUUACCCAGCAACAGACAGAGGGAGAGACAGGAGGACAGACAGGAGGACAGACAGGAGGACAGACUGGCUCACCACUACAGCAGCAGCUGUUUCAGCUCGCCGCCGCCCUCCACAGCCGAGCCUCUCAGAGCGCCAGACAGACGGCUGCUGCCUUGCUGCAGUACUGCAGCACCGGGGAUGUCCGCGUCCUUCUGGCACUCCAGAGACACCUCUGUGGCGUCCAGGACGGCAACGGAGACACUCCUUUGCACCUGGCUAUCAUCCAUCAGCAGACAGGUGUGAUCCAGCAGCUGAUCCACACUCUGCUCAGCAGUCAGCAGCAGAACAUCCUCAACACGGCCAACCACCUCCGACAGACUCCUCUCCACCUGGCGGUGAUCACCCGGCAGGUGAAGGUGGUGGAGGUGCUGCUAAGGGCGGGGGCCGACCCCAGCCUGCUGGACAAAGAUGGCCGCAGUCCGCUCCACCUGGCGGCGCUGGCUGGAGACAACGCCACGCUCCGCCCCCUGCUGGCUCACCUUGGAGAACGCCACGCCCACCUGGUCAACACUCCGGACUUCCAUGGUCUCCAUCCUCUCCACUUGGCGGUGAGGCGGGACGGCGAGCGCUGCCUCCGCCUCCUGGUGGAGGGCGGAGCCAAAAUCAAUGCACCUGAGCAGAAGAGCGGAAACACCGCCCUCCACCUGGCUGUGAGGGAAAACCUGUUCAAGGUGGCCUGCACUCUCAUCACAGAGCUGAAGGCCGAUGUUAACGCCAGCACGUUCGGAGGAAACACACCUCUGCACCUGGCCGCCAGUCUGGGCUCACCGACCCUCUGCUCCAUGCUUAUCGCUGCAGGUGCUGAUAAAAACGUGGAGAACGACGAGCCGCUCUUCUUCAGCUCCUCCUCGGACGAAGAACAGGACGAAGACGAACCAAUCAGAGAGCAAGAGGCCGCCUCACAGCCAAUCAACCCUCGCAAGAGACCAGCAGGAGGACACACCCCCCUGGACCUCGCCAAGUGCCAAAAGGUGAGGAACCUGUUAAACUCCAGACAGAGUCCGAAGUCGAGUCGUCACAGCAGUAAGAAGAUGAAACCGAGCAGCUCUGAAGAGGCGGAGGCUUCGGGGCUGGACGAGGACACGCUGUCCCGGCUGGUGGAGGUCCUGAGUGUCGGAGACGUCCCCUGGAGGAAACUGGCAGAGAAGCUGGGGAUGAUGACGCUGACUCACCUGUACAUGGACAGUCCGACGCCCUGCCACCACCUGCUGCAGCACUACCAGCUGGGUGGAGGUGCGGUCGAAGGUCUGGUUGACGCUCUUCAGUCUCUCGGUCUGACAGAAGGAGUCCGACUGCUGAGACACGCCGAGCUACGAGACGACAAACACAGCACAGACGCCACGGUUGACAGCGGCUUUGGCAGCCAGCCAAUGGAGGAGGAGGAGGAGCCUCCUGUGGCCAAUCAGUGACAAGCAGGAGAUAAAAUCCCAUCUGGAGGAACUUCAGGAAUGUCGUUUGGUCUCUGCUGCGGGAGCCUGGACGGACGGACGGACGGACACGUCCAGCAGAGACUUUGAUUCUCGGACUCUAACGUGUGUUGACCGGCGGACGAGAUGAAGGCUGCGUUCCACACCCACUCAGAAAUGAUGAACUCACAACACAGGAAGUCAAAAGUUUUUUAAAUUUAAAAACAGGAAUUCACAGAAACUACAAUUAAAGUUUUUCAAUUUUUAACUUUGUUACAUUUUUUUCAUUAAGUUAUAUUUUGUUUUUCUUUCAGUGUUUUUAUGAAACAAUUAUAUUUCUCUUUCUGUCCGUGACGUCUCUGACGAACUUUUCAAUCCCAGGAUGAACUUUGACCUUCGACCUGCCCAGAAUUCUUUCAAUGAUGAUCAAUUAUACUUUAAAUAUUUAAAUAUGAAUUAAAGGAAGUGAACGCAGAGUUGAAACGUGUCGAUGAAGAGGAGCUAUAAAUCUGUGUGUUUACAGUGUGCGUGUGUGUGUGUGUGUGUGUGUGUGUGUGACCUCGCGCCGAUCUGCUUCUUCAUCUCGAAGGAAAAUGGGAUUUCUGAUUUUUCUGUCUGGUCUGGAACGCAGCACGUCUCACCUGUCUCAGUCAGAGCAGUGACAUCAUCAGUUACCCACCUGUUCUCAGUUUCUUUGUUUGUCCAUACUUUGAUCUCGUUGAUGUCAGAAUGAAAAAGAUUUUAAAUGUUAAAUGUUAUGAAUGUCGAAAAUAAAAAAUACUGAAGGAAAA